AUGGCGGCGGAAGAUACAUGUCCCGUGCCAGGCGCCGCGUCCAACGGCGCAGCAUCCGCGCCCCCAUCAGCAUGUCCAGACACUUUAGGGGAGCCAGCUGGCGCUCGUGCGCCGUAUGAUUGCGGCGUACGCCUAAGCGCGCCGAGCAGCUUGGCGGCGCAGCAGGGCGGGCGCGAGGCGGGGGGAAACGAGGAGGCGGUGACGGCGGGGUCGGUGCACCGUGCCAUCGUGCGACACGCGCACUGCUCGCUCGCGUGCGGCGAUCGCGACAACCUGUCGCCGGGCGACGUUUACCGCGCGGCUGCGAUGAGCGUGCGAGACCACCUGAUCGCGCGGAUGGAUGCGACGGAACGCGCUUACGACGACGCGGGGUGCAAGCGGGUGUACUAUCUAUCAAUGGAGUACCUUAUAGGGCGGAUGCUGCAGCUGGCAGUCACAUGCCUCGGCCUCGAUGAGCAGUACAGCGCAGCGCUGCAGCAGCUGGGGGUGAGCAUGGAGGAGGCGGCAGAGGAGGAGCGCGACCCGGCGCUGGGCAAUGGCGGGCUGGGCCGCCUUGCUGCAUGCUUCCUCGACUCCCUCACCACUCUGAACCUCCCCGCCUGGGGCUACGGGGUGCGGUACCGCUACGGCAUGUUUGAGCAGCGGGUGGCGGCGCUGAGGCAGCAGGAGGCGCCGGACGCGUGGCUGCACCCGUGGGGGUGCCCCUGGGAGAUCCCGCGCCCCCACGUGCGCCACGCCGUGCGCUUCUUUGGCCACGUGGCGGUGCGUGUGGAGGGCACGCGCACGCGGUACCGGUGGGAGGGCGGCGAGCAGGUGGAGGCGGUGGCGAGCGACAUCCCCGUGCCGGGCUUUAAGUCCGCCUCCGUCAACCGCCUCCGCCUCUGGCGCUGUGAGCCGCUCUCGGGCGGCUUCGACUUGUCCUUAUUCAACGCGGGGCGGCACGUGGAGGCGGUGGGCGGGGCGGCGAGGGCGGAGGCGAUCAGUGCGGUGCUGUACCCCGAGGACAGCAGCGAGGCGGGCCGCCAGCUGCGCCUGCAACAGGAAUACUUCUUCGUCUCCGCCACACUGCAGGACAUAAUAUCACGGCACGUGACAUCAGGCCGCCCGGUGUCAUCACUCCCAGAGGCAGCAGCGGUGCAGCUGAACGACACACACCCAGCUCUAGCAGUGCCAGAGGCCAUGCGUCUACUGCUGGACGAGCACGGGCUGGAGUGGGGCGAUGCCUGGCGGGCCACCGUGGCGCUGCUGGCCUUCACCAACCACACCGUGCUGCCCGAAGCGCUGGAGCGCUGGCCGGUUCCUCUGCUGCAGACAGUGCUGCCGCGGGUGAUGGAUCUGAUCUUCGAAAUCAACCACUGGCACCUCCAGGAGGUGGAGGCGAGGUGCAUGGGGGAGGGGCAACGCAUGGCACGGCUGUCGAUCAUAGAGGAGAGUCACCCCAAGAUGGUGCGCAUGGCCGUGCUGGCAGCCGUUGGAUCGCACGCCAUCAACGGCGUAGCAGAACUGCACUCCACGCUGCUGCGCACGCAGCUGUUUCCAGACUUUGUUGACCUCUUCCCCACCCGCUUCCACAACAAGACAAACGGCGUCACCCCGCGCCGCUGGCUGCUGCUCGCCAAUCCGCGGCUCUCACAGGUGAUCACCAAGUGGCUGGGCUCAGACGAGUGGGUGCGGGACCUCUCCCUCAUCCAGGGGCUGCGGGCACACGCUAACUCGCCCGCGCUGCAUGCUGACUGGACCGCUGCCAAGGUGGCCAACAAGGAGCGGCUCGCGCUGUAUAUUCGCAAGACGUGUGGCGUGCAGGUGGAGAGUGCUGCGCUGUUUGACUGCCAUGCGAAGCGCAUCCACGAGUACAAGCGGCAGCUGCUCAACAUCCUGGCGGUCAUCCACCGCUACAACAGCAUCAAGUGCAGCAGCUUUGAGGAGAGGGCGCGCAUGGUGCCACGGGUGGUGGUCAUUGCAGGCAAGGCAGCGCCGGGCUACUUCCGGGCCAAAUGCGUCAUCCACCUCAUCAACGCGGUGGCGGCGAGGGUGAACAGCGACCCGGACAUCAGUGGGCUGCUCAAAGUGGUCUUUCUGCCCAACUACAGCGUCUCCCUCGCCCAGCUGAUAGUGCCAGCGAGUGACAUAUCGCAGCACAUAUCAACAGCAGGAAUGGAGGCCUCAGGCACGAGCAACAUGAAGUUUGCCCUCAACGGGGGGCUGCUGCUGGGCACCAUGGACGGCGCCACCAUUGAGAUCGCCAACGCCAUUGGCCGCGAGAACGUGUUUGUGUUUGGUGCGCUGGCCCACGAGACGCACUCGCUGCGCCACUCGCUGCGCUUCCGCCAACCCAUCCACGACGACCGCCUCGUUCAGGUGGUGCGCACGAUCGAGGCGGGGGUGUUUGGGCUGGCAGACGACUUUCGGCCGCUGCUGGAGUCGCUGGGCGGCGGCAAUGAUUACUUCCUGCUCUCCCACGACUGGCCCUCCUACCUCGACGCCCAGCAUUCAGUGGACACGCUCUUCCUCAACCCCACUGAGUGGUGCCGCCGCUCCAUUAUAGCAGCAUCAAUGAUGGGCCGAUGCAGCAGUGACCGCACCAUUGCCGAAUACGCACGGGACAUCUGGCACCUCCAGUCCGCCCCCACCUCUCCGUCCAAGCCGCCGCCCUUCGCGCGGCGAGCAGGCAGCGCCGACGCCGGCUCGAUAGCGUCCGACGCGGGCAGCGCGUACGCUGAGAGCUCCGCGUCGGGCGACGACGACGGGAGUGCGGGGUGGAGCAUGGCGGGCGAGGAGGGCAAGUCGAACGACGCGUUCCACGUCAUCCACAAGCUGGUGGACAAGGACCCGGUGCGCGCGAUCGCGCUGUUCUGGUCGGCGAUCAACGCGGGCGACCGCGUGGACAGCGCGCUCAAGGACAUGGCGAUCGUGAUGAAGCAGCAGAACCGCCCCGAGGAGGCCAUCGAGGCCAUCCGCUCGCUGCGCCACAAGUGCUCCGAGGUGGCGCAGGAGUCACUCGACAACGUGCUGCUGGACCUCUUCAAGCGCUGCGGGCGCCUCGACGACCAGGUGGCGCUGCUCAAGCACAAGCUCGACAUGAUCCGCCAGGGCGUCGCAUUCAACGGCAAGCGCACCAAGACGGCGAGGUCCCAGGGGAAGAAGUUCCAGGUGUCGAUCGAGCAGGAGGCGACGCGGCUGUUGGGGAAUCUGGGGUGGGCGUACAUGCAGCUGGGAAAUUAUGUGGCGGCGGAGUCGGUGUAUCGCAAGGCGCUGCGCGUGGAGGCGGACAGCAACAAGGUGUGCAACCUCGGCAUCUGCCUCAUGAAGCAGGCCCGCAUCGUCGAGGCGCGCGCGUUGCUCGAGUCCGUGUCGCCCAACAGCGACCCGCGUUGGGGAUCCGAGUCGCACAUUAAGGUGAGCCUAAGAUGCCUCUUGGUCUCUCGCAUUGCUCAUCAAAUUCGUGUCUCGCCCUCCACCCAUCCACCCGUCUUGCAUUCUGUCUCAACGCUCGUUUCCAACCUUCCUUCGUCUCUUUCUCGUCACGUGCCGCCAUGGCAGUCGUACGAGCGCGCACAGAGCAUGCUCGUGGAGCUCGAGACGUCAGCGGCGGCGGCCGAAUCGGCCAAGGAUGGCGCAGCUGCCAGCGCGGGCACCAGCGGCGGGGAGGACGCUAGCGCCAGUGACACGGGCGGUAAAUCCGCCGCCUCCGCCUCCGCGCCGUCCGCAGCACCCAGCGGCGAUGGGGUCUCGUCCGACAAGCUCCCGCAAGUCAAGCCCGCGUUUCGCGGCAUGGGUGGCAUGGGCAUGGGCAUGGGCUUGGCGCGCAGCUCGUUCCAGCGGCACUCGUCGUACCUGUGCGAGUUCCUGGGUGCGCCCGACAUGUGGGACUCGCUCGUGGCUGACAGCAGCGCCGCCGUGGGGAACGCAACUGCGGAAGGAGCGCCGGCAGCUCCACAAGGCGCCGCAGGCGGUUCUUCGGGCAUCGCGGGCAUGCAGUCGCGGGGACCGCCGGAUGCGCCGCCGCCGCAGCAGCAGCAGCAGCGGCCGCUGCAGGCGCAACUGCAGUGCAUGCGGAGGCCGCCAGCGACCGGCGCUAUGGCGCGGACAAUGAGCAUGGGCGCGGGGUGCGGCAACCCGCUCGCGCGCUCCAUGAGCUUCGGCGGAGCGGAUGCGCGCGGGGGGCUGUCGUGUCUCAAGCCCAACGCGCCCGAGUUCAUGCCCGGGUCGUUCGGCCCCAUUCCUCCCCCCGGCCACGGCUCCGCUCCGCCCUUCAUGCACGGUGCUCCGCCCCCGCCUCCCCCUGGCGACGGCCGGCGCACGCUCACCGCCUCCCGCUCGCUCCCCCCGUUGCAAAUUCCCACGGCGGGAUUCGCGCAUGCGGCGGCGUCGCCGUCGUUGGUUUCGCCGCUGGGUCCCAUGUCAAGCGGCUCGCUCUCGUGCUCCUCGAGCUUUGGCGCCGCGUCGUGGGAUGACGGACUUAUGAUGUCAGCGUUCGAGAGUGACGACGACGUGCUCUGCGAAAUGCCCACCGACAGUUACCAGCCGUCUGCUGCGGCUAUCUCCGUUGCUGCGGGGGUCUGGGCAUCACAGAAGCCGCCCGCUUCGGCGCACCUCGCUGCCGCAAUGCGCAAGGGUGGCGGAUUCCCCGCGCCCGGGCAGCGCGCGUUAUACAGGGGCACAGAGAACGUUCCGCAGUACAUGGCGGGGGGUGCGCCCAUCGGCGCGGGCGGGCCUGGCGCGCGGAGGCCGCUGGUGUUCGGGUGCGAGAACCCUGCGCCAAUGGCGGCGAAGGCGCAGAUGGUGGCGGGUGGGCUGAUGGGCGGGGGCAACAUGGGCAUGCAGAUGGGCGCGGAGAUGGGCGGAGGGAUGGGCAUGACGACGGUCAUGGGCGAGCGCACGAACCUCGAGCCCCCCGCGCAGUUCAUGGGCGCAUGGGGGGCUGUGGCGCAGGGGAAGGGCGCAUGGGGACCUGCAUGGGGAGUGCCUGGAGAGGGGGGAAGCAUGGGUGAGGGGGAGAAGGCCAAGGAUCAGCAGCAGGUGCAGCAGCAGCAGUCUGUGGCGGGGCAAGAGAUGGGGGGAUCGGGAAUGAAGAGAAACAGAGUGCCGACCCCAGUGAAGGCUGCUGCUCCCAAGGGAGAGAGAGGGAGCGACGCAGAGGGAGGAGACGCGAGUGGAGCGCAGGAGGGCGGGCCGGUGGUGCCGAGGGCGCUGUGGGAGAUGCUGGGGUUCACAGGCAGCCCUGACAAGCUGCUGCUGGAGGAACUCAAGGCCACCGACAGUGCCAAGAAGCUGCUCGCCUCCGCUGGGUCUGCUGACAGGCAGCAGGGCGGCGAGCGACGCACGCUGUUUGCUGACAAUGCUGAUACUGUGGCUGCUGCUGUGGUGAGCGGUGCUGCUGCUGCCACCACUCUGAUCAGCCCCACUGCAGGCAGCUCCCACGUGGAGGUCAAGAGGCCCCGCCGCCUCCGCAUUUUCCAGGAAAUGACAUACUGUGUUCGCCAACACCGAGACGAUUUCUCGCCGACCUUUGUUGAUGUCAUUCGACCCGCUCUCCUCAGCACGAAAGCCGGCAGCCCUGGCGACAAGGUGCUUCGGUUCUUCAAGACAUUCCUCGGCGUAUUGGUCGCAGAGGGAAGCGAGGGCGAACGGGAGAUAAUGGAGGAGCUGCUGUGCCUUUUCUCGCAGUACAGCGAGGCGCGCAGCAAGGCCGUGCGGGUCAACGUCACCAGAGUGCUCUCGGAGGUGCUGAAUUCGUUGCCCGGCAGCUUCAGUCUGUCAGCCGACGCCAUCGUGAUCAUCCGCGAGUUCUUGCAUUGCCGAAUGGACGACAAAAUCGCCGUCAUCCGCGCGUGGGCCGCCAGGGCGCUCAAGCGCAUGGUGACAUUCGAGGAAGAUGGCGGGGUGGACGUGGACACGACCAUCGGGUUAUUCCGCGAGAAGAUGAAGACCGAGUCGAGCUCCGAGGUGCGCGAGGCGAUGGUGUGGUCGCUGCCGGAGUCCACGAGCACCAUUCCCGACAUUCUAGAGCGCACGGCGGACGUCAGCGAGCGGGUCAGAGCCGCGGCGUACAAGUCCUUCGCCGAGAGAUUCUUUCCCAUCGAAAGCUUCAGCAUCCGGCAGCGAGUGCAGCUGCUGUCGCAGGGUCUGGGCGACCGGUCGCCGACGGUGCGGUCGGCGUGUGUGGAGCUACUGUGUCGCGCGUGGCUGUCGCGCGACUGCGAGGGCGACCUGGUGCGACUGCUGCGACACGUGGACGCGGAGAGCCACGAGGCGGUGGCGGAAUCGGCGGUGCGGGAGGUCCUGCAGGCGCACAGCGCGGGGUGCGGCGACAUGGAGCUGGUCGUGCCUGAAGGGGGGCUGCGUGCCGCUGUCAAGCAGAUGUCCACUCCUGCAGAAGGGAGGUCGGAGGAGGCAGCAGCAGCAGGGCUGCUUACGGCGGAGGAGGCGCUCUUUUGGCGCAUGCUGUGCCUGCACCUCUCCGCGCAGGCCAAUGAGAACGGAUCAAAUGCCGCAAUAUCCGCUGGCGCAGCAGCGGUGGUGGCAGCAGAAGCAGCGAGCGACCUGAACGCGCAGCUGGAGGCCCUGCUGCCAGCCACGGCGCAGGACUACCUGACGCUGCUGGAGACGCACAUGCAAGCAGGGUCCGAGGGUCGGUUCGCAGCGCGGCAGCUGAUGCAGCUGGCGGCGGUACUCGACUUCACCGACGCCACCAUCCGCGCGCACGCCGCCGCGCUCGUGCAACGCCACCUCGUCGGCGCGCAGCCGGCGCGCGAGGGGGCGGGGGAGGAGAGCGCCGAGGCGGAGGACGAGUGGGAGGAGGGCGUGGCAGACGGCAGGUGGGGCGAGGCUCUGCUGGGGCUGGCGCAGCGCGUGCACGCCUCGGAUGCUGACGUGCUCGCUGCUCUCGUCGACGCUCUGGCUGACGUCAGCAAGCCGAUGAUGGCGGGCGUGGCGGGUGUGGAUGGUGUGAGCGAGGGGCAGUGGCUGCGGUGCGUGGCGGCGACGCGCAUGGUGCUGCGGCUGUGCUGCAAGUCGGCAGGCGGCGGAGCGUUCAGGGCGUGGAGGAACCUGCGCGUGGAGCCGCAGGAGGCGCUCAACUGCAUCCUCGUCCCCGCGGUACGCGCGCGCGCUGCCCCACGACGGUGUGCACGCAUUCGCUGCACUGCGCCCAUGACUGCAUUCAUUCUCCGUGACCCAUGUGCUCAAACAUUAUUCCCGCUUCCUCCCUCCCCCCUCCUGUGCUGCCAGGCGUCGCACCCGUCACCACUGGUGCGCGCUGAGGCCGUCGGCCCGCUGCACGCCUUCGCCAUGCUGCACGCGCCGUCCGCUCGCGCCCAACUGCCUCUGCUGCACGCCGCCGCGCGCGACUCCGCGCACCCCGGCGUGCAGAUGGCGGCCGUGCGCGCCCUCGCGGACCUGCUGCUCUGGCACCGCCCCGCCGCGCUGCUGCCCGACAUCGCUGCGCCCGCCCUUAGCGACGAGGGCGAGGGGAGUGCGGUGAGCGGGUGCAGUGCGGGGGAAGAGGCGCAGCGCGCAGGAGGAGCGCGUGGAGGUAGGGUGGCGGAGGUGGCGGAGGGGAGCGUGGACGUGCUGGUGGGGCUGGUGCCGCUGGAGGGCGGACAGGUGGACAUUGAGGGGGUGAGGGAGGACGUGCAGCGCGCAGGGCGACAGGCGGAGGGGGAGGACGAGGAAGAGGCGGAGGGCGUGGUGGGCGUGGUGUGCGAGGGGCUGAGCAAGCUGCUGCUGGCAGACGCGAGCAGGGCCGUAGGGAAGGGCGCGGAGAGGGGGGCUGAGGGCAGGGUGGAGCGAGUGUUGCAGGUGCUGGUGCAGGUGUACCUGUGCCCGGGCGCCGCUGAAGACGAGCUGCCCAGGACGCGUCAAAUGCUAGCAGAGCUGUUCAACCGAGUGGCCGUGCUGCCAGCCUGCAAGGUGGCAGCGUCACGUCUGCUGCUGCCAGUGUUGCGGCAAUUGUGGCCGCGCAAGGCGGCAGCAGCAGCGCGGCAGCCUGCAGUGCGUGCCUCGCAGCUGCUUCUCUCCCUCAUGCUCGCUCAUGGCGCCCACGGGGUCGUGCCGCCUAAGCAGAGUGGAGAGGGCGAGGGGGAGGGGGAAAGAGAGAGAGCGGAGGAGGGAGAGGAGGAGGCCGAGGGAAGAGCAGCAGGUGGUGGUGAUGGUGAGGGCGAGAAUAGUGGAGUGGGUGAGAGCAGCCGCGUGGAACAGCCAGCGGUGGGCUUCGAGUCUCUGGCUCUUGAUCUUGCUGCUGAGGUGGGUUCCCUUCCCACUCUGCUGCCCUCGUGUGCACCUCCGCCAACGGCCAUUCAGCCCUUCUAUCUCACUCUCUCCCUUUACCCGCACUGCCGCACGCUCUGCUGUGAUGCUGAGCCCUGUGUGCUGUGCCACAAACGUGCUGUCUUGCACGCCUCAAUCACCCCACAUGUCAUGCUCUUUCCCCAUCCGCCCCAGAUCCUAUCCUCCCCACUGGCCACGUCAGGCAGUGCGAGCGGGAGGGCGUACAGUGCGCACCUGGUGCACCUGCUGGUGGAGGUGCCGCUCAGAGCCUCCCAGCACGACGACGUCAAAUGCCUGCGCUCGCUGCUCCCCAUGGUGGCGGAGGCAGUGCAGGGGCAGCGUGCGGCGCAGCGGCUGGUGGAGCAGCUGGCAGCGCGGCUGAGGGCGCUGGACGCCACUCCGGACGAGGAGCUGCCCUUGGAGCGCCUGGAGCAGCUGCUGCAGCGCGUGGAUGGCGAUGCAGCCAGUGCGUCAGAGGCAGGGCAGAGUGGUGCAUCUGCCAUGGAGGGAUGCUCUCCGCCAGGCAGGAGGCGACGAGGCAAGCCACCAGCGCCAGCCCGCCGCACCUCCCCCUUGUGCAGCCCCAACCCCGCCACACCGGUGCAGCGUUCUGCUCGCCCCUCACGGCAGUGCAAGGCAGUGGCCAACAGCCGCCUCAAGCAGCAGCUGGGAGGUCACAGCAGCGCCGGCAGACCCGCGGUCGGCGAGGCAGCGGUUGGGGAGAGUGAGGGAGUGGAUGCAGGGGAGGGGGUGGAGCAAGUGGGUAGGGAGGGACAGAGCACGGCAGCAGAUGUGCCGCCUGAGGCUCACAGCAGUGGGAGUGAGGAGGAGAGCGAGAGCAGUGAGAGUGAGGAGUAUGGGAGUGGAAGUGAGAGUGGAAGCGAGGAGGAGUACAGGGCGUCAGUGGGCAGACACCAGAGGGACGCGCGGGCACAGGAGCAGACUAGUGGGCCACGGCGAGUGGCGUCCGUGAUAGCUGCUGUGAGGAGGCGCAGGAGUAGCUGCAGCAGCAGUGGUGGUGGUGGUGGUGGCAGGGACGCGCCCAUCUCCAUCUCCACCGACUCAGACUCUCAAGACGUGAUCGAGGUGGUGGAGGUGGUGCCGGGGGUGGCAGGCACACACAGCAAGCGCGUGCAGCCCAAGGAGGAGGCAGAGAGCAUAUCUGAGGAGGUGGAAGAGGUGUUGGAGAAUGAGAGCGUGUGCAUGGCGGCAGGGCUCCACGCUGACAGCCCCAGUGUGGGCCGCACAGCACCAAGGGAUGACGCCUCCCCUGCAGCACGGGGGGCGGAGGGCUCCCCUGCGGCGUCAGUGGGCAGUGACGCCACGUCCUUUGCAUCGGCGCUGAGUGACGACCUCCUCCUGCCCUCGCCCUCGCCCUUGCCUGCUGCCAUGCCCGCUCGGCGUGCCGGUGCCAGGCAGAGGCGCUUCUGGGAGCGGAGAGGCGGCAGCCUCUGGCACGUUGCACUGCCCAGUGAUGCGCUGCAGCAGGUGCAGUGA
Messenger RNA from Closterium sp. Naga37s-1, 9765 nucleotides. NCBI's taxonomy places the organism in Eukaryota, Viridiplantae, Streptophyta, Zygnematophyceae, Desmidiales, Closteriaceae. The record is from the annotation of a GenBank genome assembly.